This is a messenger RNA of Recurvomyces mirabilis, 4680 nucleotides long. RefSeq lists its product as uncharacterized. NCBI's taxonomy places the organism in Eukaryota, Fungi, Ascomycota, Dothideomycetes, Mycosphaerellales, Teratosphaeriaceae. The transcript has 2 exons. The record is from RefSeq and is a predicted model, not a curated record. Gene Ontology annotation, molecular function: oxidoreductase activity; copper ion binding. The coding region runs from base 1 to 4680 and encodes 1559 amino acids.
AUGAAGGGUGUCGCGAGCGUCCUCGCUGUGGCAGCGAGUGUUGCGCCGGCCCUGGCUAUACCGGGAUGGAACAGAGGGGAUAACAACAUUGUCAAUGUAAUCAACGAGAUCGAACACGCACACCCGAACGGCGGGGCUUGGGGUCCUCCUCAGGGCGCUUGGGGUAAUGGAAGGAGGCCACCUCCUCCACAACAACACCACUCGUGGGGCAAACCACCGGCGGCGUCAUCUGAUGUCGUUGUGGAUCCAGCAAGUGGAAAGUCGACUGGAGGAACUGCACGACCAACUGGCUACUCGAACGUUACAUCCUCGGCUCCAUUAUGGAACAAUGCUACCGCACCAACGACUAGCUACACCACCACAUAUGUGACUGUCACCGACGUUGUCUCGACAUACACAACCACCUACCCUUACAUCAAGGUGUCCACGACCGGCAGCUCUACUCUGAGCUCCAAGGCAAUCACAACAUCGACCGUCACCACUUCAUACCAGUCUACGAUCACUGUCACCAAAACUUUGUCUGUCAAGCCAGCGGGUCCUGGUGGCUACGGCGGAAUGGAGCCAUCGUCGACGCCCGUCAACGCCGUCUCGACGUCGCCUGCAGGUGGAAAUGCUGGAUCGAACGGAGGAUCCAAUGGAGGCAACGGAGCCAACGGCAGCCCCGUCUCAAACGUCGUCGACUCUUCGACUGCAGUUUACAUUACCCUUCCAAUCACCGAGAUCAGCUACUCAACAAGUCUUGCGCCUGUUCCCUGGGGCGCUUACACGCCUUCGAAUUACGUGAGCCUUCCUCCGGCACAGCCCAGCUCGCCUGCAUCGCCAGUGGAUGGUAAUGGUUCCCCGACUACCGUCAUCGUCACUGACUACGUGACGACGUACACCACUCUCUGCCCUUACGAGCAGACCCACACUACUGGAGGCCAGACAACGACCAGCACAGGAACUUCAACAUCUACCGUUACCUCCUCGGUCCACACGACCCUGACUGUGACGAAGGUGUCUACGCUGACUGAUGGUGUUACGAUCACGCCGACUGCUCCAGUUUAUGGCGGAUCUAGCAGCAGCUCUUCCCCAGCCGGUCCAGUCAAUGGCGGUUCCAGCAGCAGCUCUUCUCCAGUCGGUCCAGUGACGACAACGGUGACAAGCGGUUACACAACUGUUACUACCAUCACAUCUGUGUACACCACGACGAAGCCAGUUACUUCGACUAUCACAACUGGAAGCAGCAAGACCAUCAGCACUGGUACAACGACGGAAACCUCUACGACUACCAUUAAAUCGACGAUCACAAUUUCCUUGACCAGCACCGUGACUAUGACACCAACGUCAAGCUCUUCGUCGACUUCCAGCGUUGUCAGCCCAGUCACUUACAGCGGUAGCUCCUCGCUCGGUGGAUCCAGCUCCAAGUCUUCGUCCGCAUCCUCAUCUUCCAGCGGCUCGAUUUCUAUUUCAAGCUCCAAGUCUUCAUCUGCCUCUUCGUCCAGCACCAGUCCGAUCAGCCCGGUCACAAACAGCGCCACGUUCAGCUCUAGCCUGUCGCAGUCCUCGUACACAACUUACACAACCUCUUGCAGCGAGAACAACACAGUCACAAUUCACACCCACAGCCAGCCCCUCACUGAGUCCACGUCUGCUACUCUUCCGCCAUAUGGCGUGAACACGACCACAUCCGCUGGACCAACUGGCAGUGGAUCGUCUAGCACGUCUUCGACUGUUUCUGGUCCUGUGAGUGGCUCCACGGGCAGUGCCUCAUCUAGCAGCAUCUCCAGCUCGUCAACCGGCAACUCUUCGACUUCGUCGACAGUUUCCAGCCCAGUGACUACUUCUGAGUCAUCUUACACGACUUACACAACGACCUGCACAGAGAAUAGCACCACCAUUUUGCAAACCCACUCGGCUCCGAUCUACAACUCGACGACCUCCACCUCUCCUGUGGUUGGUCCUACCGGAGGCAGCACAACAAGCUCCAGCCCUGCGAGCGUGUCUGCAUCUUAUUCAGGUAACUCCACAACUACUUCUCCAGUCGUUGGCCCCACUGGAGGCAGCACAACAAGCUCCAGCACUGUGACGGGCCCUACAUCUUUCGACGGUAACUCAACCACCUCGUCUGUCGUGGGUCCUACUGGAGGCAGCACAACGUCGAGCUCCAGCACAAGCGUCUCUGAGUCCUCAUACACGACUUACACGACCACUUGCACAGAGAACGGAACCACAACUCUUCACACUCACUCCGCACCGGUCACAAAUAACGGAACAACCACCCUAGGCAGCAUCUCAAGCACGGCAUCAGGUCCAGCUACUUACAGUGCGAACUCCACAACAAGCUCCUUCCCAGUCGGCCCAACGGGCGGCAGCACUUCGUCCUCCAGCACUGUAUCAGGUCCCGUCACCCAGAGCGCUAACUCAACAUCGAGCACUUCUCUGUCUACGACAUCUUUCACGACCUACACAACUUUGUGCACGGAUAAUGGUACCACAACGAUCCAUACUCACUCUGCGCCGAUCUACAAUACGACAAGCACUUCUGUCCCCAUCGGCCCAACUGGGGGUAGCACUACGAGCUCAAGCACUGUCUCUGGAUCAGCUUCUUACAGCGGAAACGCGACCACUCCCGUCGGACCUACCGCCCCUGUGACCACCUCGUCAUCCUCAAGCGAGAGCAGCUUUACAACGUACACCACAUUGUGCACAGAGAACGGAACCACAACGAUCCACACCCACUCGGCUCCUGUGACUGUCAACGGUACAACAUCGUCUACUGCUGGUCCUAUAACGACUGGCGGCAGCUCGAACAUCAUUUCGUACUCGACUAACAGCACUUCGAGCCUGCCAACCGCACCCGUUACCACCAGCUCGGUCUCCAUCUCUGCCAGCUUGAAUAUCACUUCCAGCCAGCCGACUGCACCUAUCACAACAAGCUCCAGCUCAUCUUCGGCUGCCUCAAACAGCACUACAUCUGCCAGCAAGACCUCGUCUUCUUCAAGCACGUCCAGCUGCAAGGCACUCCCGACCGCGACUGGCAAGUGUGUUCCUUGCGAGGGCCAGCCUGGCUCUGACCCCAACAACUUCUGUGGUUACACUAUCAAAGACAAUCCAUAUGAGGUGAUGCCCCAGACUUGUGUCACCCGAGAGUACAACUUUGAGCUCGUCAACGGCACCAUCAGCCCUGACGGUGUCCCUCGUAACGGCCUGACAGUCAACGGUCAGUUCCCUGGCCCACAGCUAACCGCCAACUGGGGUGACACUAUCACCGUGCACGUCAAGAACAGCAUGGCCAACAAUGGAAGCACCAUUCAUUGGCACGGCAUCCGUCAGAACUACACUAACGCGAUGGACGGCGUGGCUUCGAUCACGCAGUGCCCUAUUGCGCCUGGCGACACCAUGACAUACACUUUCCGUGCUGAUAACUACGGCUUCUCCUGGUACCAUGCCCACAUUUCUGUCCAGGCAUACAUGGGUGUCUUGGGUCCGAUGGUUAUCAACGGUCCCAAGUCCGUGGCGGGCUCCUUCGACGAGGAGAUCGUCGUGCUGACCGACUGGACUCACAGGACCGUGGAUGAGAUGUACGACCACACUCAAGAUGCUACUGCUCCCGACACCCGCGGCGCGCCAACCAUGGACACUGGUCUGAUCAACGGUAUGAACAUCUGGGGCGGCGCUGAUGGAGCCGCGGGCACUACUGGUGAGCGAUGGUCGACGAGCGUCAAGGCUGGCGAGACCAAGCUCUUCCGCAUACUCAACUCUGCCAUCCAGUCAACAUUCAUCUUCGGGCUUGAUGGCCACAGCAUGCAAGUUAUUGCCGCUGACUUCGUCCCGAUUGUGCCUUACACCGCCAACACAGUUGCGAUCAACCCUGGCCAGCGAUACGAUGUCUUGAUCACAUUCAACCAGGCCGCCAGCAACUACUGGUUCCGCGCUGACAUUCAACAAGACUGUGGACCGAAUCUCCAGUGGAACAAUGUCAAAGGUAUAGUCUCGUACUCGAGCGUCCAGGCCGGCGUCCCAAGCUCUACGGCAUGGACCUACUCGCCUGGCUGCCAGGAUGAGGCCAUGUCCAACCUCAAGCCAGCUUACGCCCUGGAUGCCGGUGUCACCAAGGCUGCUCCUCUCGUCGAGAACGUCGUCAUUGGUGCCAACGGCCAGAACCUGUACAAGUGGUCGCUCAACGGCGUCACCUUCCAGUCCGAGUGGGGCCAGCCAACCCUCGAGUCUCUCGUUCACAACGGUACCAUCCCACCAUUCAGCGGUCCCCUUGCUAUCACCGUCCCCAACCUCGGCGAAUGGGUCUACAUUGUCAUCCAAUCGCCAAUCCCCACACCUCACCCUAUCCAUCUCCACGGCCACGACUUCUACGUCCUCGCGCAAGGCUUCGGCACUUACUCGGCCUCAACCCCCGUGAAUCUCGUCAACCCGCCCCGUCGUGACACAGUCAUGAUGCCCUCGCUCCGCGGUCAAGCCGGUUACGUGGUUAUUGCCUUCUUCACCGACAACCCGGGUGCAUGGCUCAUGCACUGCCACAUUGGCUGGCACAACGCCAUGGGCUUCGCUCUCCAGAUUAUUGAGGCCCAAGACCUGAUCAACAGUACCGCAAUCGACACCUGUGCGAUGGACAACACUUGCAAGAAGUACAACGAGUACGCUUCGGAGUUCGACAUCGUCAUGCACGACUCCGGCGUGUAG